This is a messenger RNA of Eurytemora carolleeae, 2179 nucleotides long. It is a transcript of the gene Lrr47, whose product is annotated as leucine-rich repeat protein 1. The transcript has 14 exons. Gene Ontology annotation, molecular function: protein binding. The record is from RefSeq and is a predicted model, not a curated record. NCBI's taxonomy places the organism in Eukaryota, Metazoa, Arthropoda, Copepoda, Calanoida, Temoridae. The coding region runs from base 12 to 1253 and encodes 413 amino acids.
AUUAUAGAAAAAUGAAACUCUAUGCUGAAGUUGAGGUAGUAAAUAGAUCCCUAGCGUGCCACAAUAUGAAGGGUAUAGGUAAGAAGGUUAGAUCUCAUCUCGCUAUAGGGAAAAAACCUCUUCCUGAUGGAAAACAUGAAUUGUUUAUUAUGAUCACAAAUGCGCAGAACAAACAGGGCACAAAGUACAUGAUAAUGAACAAUAUCCAAACAGUAUUCACGAAGCUGAUAAACGAAGGGAAGACGACAAUACGCUUAAAGGAACCUGACCAUGAUAUAUGUAUCAAAGGAGACGUAAUAGAAGUAAAGAGCUUCUUGUCAGUGCUGAAGAAGGUCUUAACGGGACAGGAUGUGGAGAAACUAACCCUGUCCUCCUUGCAACCCCUGUCUAGUAAACAGAUAUCUGGACCUAAACGCAGACUUCAUGUUACUAAACGAGGAGAUUAUCCGGUUAAAGAAGGGUUUCCUCAGACACUCACCAGCGUCAGGAUUAAUGAUAUCAGGUUAGCAAGAAUAGAUUCUAGGCUGCUGAAGCUGGUCAACCUGACCGAGCUGGAUAUGGCAGGGAAUGAGAUUGAGCUGGUUCCAGACAAUUUCGAUUCUCUUCCAUCUCUCACGCAACUAAAUCUAGCGGAUAAUCAAAUUUCCAGUUUACCAAGAGGUUUCUGCACUGGUUUAAUGGCAAAAUCAUUGAAACUUCUUAAUCUAAAUGGAAACAAAAUUAAACUGUUACCAAACUAUUUCUGUCAGCUGAGGACUCUUGUAACCUUGAGUUUGAACAAGAACGAGUUAACCCUCCUCCCUCCCUCAUUGGGGAAGUUGAGACUACUCAAGCAUUUGUCAGUUUGUGAUAAUCAUCUCAAGAUCCUUCCUGGUAGUUUCAGUUCUCUGAGAUUAGAUUCUCUGGAGUUAUCAAACAACCCUAUGGAUGAAGCAUCAACUAGAGUACUGAGUAACAAGCUUGAACCUGUAUCUUCCCUGCUAGAGAUAUCUGCGAGCACAGUGGUCAAACUAAGGAUCAACUACGACCCAGAAGAUCUUUUCCCUCAGCUUCUCGCAUAUUUAGAUUCCGGUAUGCAUUGCCCUUGCAGCAAACCAGUUUGGAACAAUGUAGCCAGGGCACUUGUCAAGCUUAGCUUAUCCAGGGUGUCUAGUACCUUUUCUUGUGAUGGAUUGAACGAGGUUUGUAUGGAUGCAUCUCUGUGUUCUAGCAGAUGUUUAAAUCUUUUCAUGAACAAUCCCUUCGCAUUCUGAUCCAUUGUUGACAUUUGUCUAACAACAAUCCCUCUAGAGGGUCAGGUCUGUUCCAUGUUCUUUCCAUCCAUACAGAGGAUCAGAUCUGUUCCAUGUUCAAUCAAUCCCUUCAGAGGAUCAGAUCUGUUCAUAAACAAUCCCUACAGAGGAUCAGAUCUGUUCAUAAACAAUCCCUACAGAGGAUCAGAUCUGUUCAUAAACAUUCCCUACAGAGCAUCAGAUCUGUUCAUCAACAAUCCCUACAGAGGAUCAGAUCUGUUCAUAAACAAUCCCUACAGAGGAUCAGAUCUGUUCAUAAACAAUCCUUACAGAGGAUCAGAUCUGUACCAUGUUCUUUCCAUCCUUUCAGAGUUCAAAGAUAAUAUUUGUUCAAACAAGGAUCCCUUCAGAUUAUAAAUCUGUUCGGAACAAUCCCGACUGGAAUUAAAUUGAAAGCAAACAUUCAAUAACAAUUCCUACAACUGUGAUGUAUGUAAACCAUAUGUUUAUGGCCCUUAAACAUUCGCACUGUAAAUUAUUUAAUUCAAAUGGUUUAGUAUCCUUUGAAGUUUUUGAUAGGAGCUAUGCCUCAGGUUUUAUUGUUUUAUGUCUAGACAUUUGAAGUUUUUAAAUCUAUUUUUCAGAAGAAAAUGUAUGAAAAGAAACUAGAUCUGGUUCGGGUCAACAAGGAUAACAUUAACAGACUUGAAGUUGUGAUCCUUUCAACCCUUCCUGUCAGAUAUCCACCAUCAUUCUUCAAAUCCAUUAUAUCGGGCAGUAAUGUCGCAUUUUUGGCUGAGGUUGAAGGGAGAUGUGUUGGUUGUGUGGUGUGGAGAGAGGAGGAAGCUGGGUCUCAUCUUCUCACUUUAGGAGUUAUGCUCCUCCACAGAAGAAAGGGGUUUGGCUCAGCACUUCUCAAUCUCUUCAUCAAACAGUGCAAAUCUAAG